CUAAUUUUCUAGAAUCGUCUCUCAUUUGCGCGAUAACAGAACCCAGCCCGGUUCCCCAUGCACAGAUUAUACCAACUGUUGGGCGGGACAGCCUAACUCUAACCUGCCAGGAACCGACCGGAUGCGCCUCUAGGGGCGAUCGAGGCAGAUCAGUAUGUAAGGAGAGGGAAAUCCACCGACGCCAGAAAUCGACGCCUGAUUUUUCGCUACGAUUGAAGCACUUUGGGAGCGACGAACGCGCUUCGAUGCCCGCAAACUGCUCAAGAUGAAGCUCGCGAUGCUGUCUCUCCUCGCGCUGGCGACCGACGGCGUUCUCGGCCGAGAGGCCACGUGCCCGAGCUCCGGCGAUCUCACUGUCGAAACCUCCACGGGCACUUACACAGGGCUCAUCGAUCCCGAGUUUCCAAAGACGCGCCAAUUCCGCGCCAUCCCGUUCGCGAAACCGCCCAUCGCGUCGCGCCGCUGGUUGCCGCCGCAGAAGCUCUCGCCGUCGCCAAGCGAGCAUCACUAUGCGACGCGGUUUCCACCGUCGUGCCCGCAGUUCGUCACGGCCGUGAUCUCGCUCUUCAACACGGAUCUGACCAAGGGCAACCUCAUUUACAACGGCCACCAGAAUGACUCGUCGGGGCUGGUGGGCGAGGCCACGUCCGAGGACUGCCUGUACGUGGCCGUGUGGACGCCAACGGCGCCGCCACCCGCCGGUGGAUUCCCCGUCCUCUUCUUCGUGACGGGCGGCGGCUGGCAGAUCGGCGGCAUCGAUAUCCCGUGGCAGAUGCCGACGUCGUGGGUCGAGCGGUCGCAGUCACACAUCGUCGUGACCAUCAACUACCGCGUCAACAUCUUCGGCUUCCCAAACGCGCGCGGGCUGCCCGACGGCCAUCAGAACCUUGGCAUCCUCGACCAGCGCGCCGCGCUCGAAUGGGCUCGGGACAACAUUGCAGCCUUCGGCGGCAACCCAGGCCGCAUCACGCAGUGGGGGCGGUCGGCGGGGUCCGCGGCCACUGAUAUCCAUGCCUAUGCUUUCCGCGAGGACCCCAUCGCCCAGGGCUACUAUCUACAAUCAGGGACCAUCUUCAGCUCCUCGCUGCCCGAGACUCCGGCGUAUUCCAACUUCAGCUUCGUGGCGCGCAACGUUGGGUGCGCGGCCGCCUGCGACGAUGACGACGAUGACGACGGCGCAGCGGAGCUCGACUGCAUGCGCCAGGUGCCGUUCGCGAUGAUCGAGAACUUCAUCGGCCAGUACGGCGAUCGGGGCGCGACGCCCGCGCUGACCUUCAAACCGGUCGUCGACGACCGCAUCGUCUUCGCCGACUACAAGGCGCGGUCCGAGGCCGGCCUCAUCGCGCGCGUGCCGUUCCUCAUCUCCAAUGCGGCCAACGAGUUCUCGUCGCUGGUCCCGUGGCCGGUGGACAACCUGACUGCGGGCCCGUACCAGCCACUGGUGACCGCCUACGACAUUUUAGGCUUCGUGUGCCCGACGUUCAACUCGACCGUGUAUCGCAAUCGGAUGGGCGCCGACGUUCCCGUCUUCCGGUUCCAGCAUGCGGGCACGUUUCCUAAUUUGAAUAAGUACAAGUGGCUCGGGGCGUACCACGCCAGCGACAUUCCCAUCUCCUUUGGGACAUAUCAUCUCCUGGACCACGUGGCGAACACCACACAGUUCGAAGUCGACGUCAGCCAGUCGAUGCAAGACCAUAUUCUCGCCUUCGUCAAGGAUCCGUACCAUGGCCCGCAGAAAACCAUGGGCUGGAAGCCGAUGAUUGCCAGUGACCCGCAUGGUGGGGAUCUCAUCCGCUUCGGCGCCGAUGGGAAAGUAUCGCAGCAUAUCGACGGUGUCGAGGUGGAUGGAGUAUGUCUGGGAAUACGAGAAUACGAUCCAUUCCCAUAAGGGCGACCAUUAGUCAUAAGCUCUACUAGAUGGAUCUCGUUGUAGUGCUCGGAGAGAGCUGCCGUCUCUUUGCAAUUAUUAAUAUGAGGUUGUCCAUGUACGUCUCCUAUGCCCAAUUCAUAUCUAGAUCAGCAUAAUAUGAACUGCUCUAGUGCUUUCACAACAAUGGAGACUCUGUCUGCCUCAUCGCGGAGGCUGACCGGACGGCCUCGGUAC
Molecule: messenger RNA, 2104 nt
Organism: Trematosphaeria pertusa
Lineage: Eukaryota; Fungi; Ascomycota; Dothideomycetes; Pleosporales; Trematosphaeriaceae
Product: fatty acyl-CoA hydrolase
Exons: 1
Coding region: 266-1888 (540 amino acids)
Source: RefSeq, a predicted model, not a curated record